UACUGCUGCUGCUGGAGCUGCCGCUGCUGCUGCUGACACACAAACCGGCUGUCCUGCACUGAAACGGGGCGCCCAACUGCCACAGUUCACCAUCUCACCUGGAAGGAGUCGCUCUGUUGCACUUUAAGUGUUCAUCACUCAGCAGCUUCAACAUGAUCAAGAACGGACACCACCACCACCAAGUCAACACGGCAGCCGGGAAAGACGCAGGGACGACCCCCGGCGCUGCAGCAUGCAGUCCCGAGAAGAGGAGGCGAAGAAUCCGGGUGUGGUGUGAUGGCUGUUACGACAUGGUUCAUUAUGGCCACUCCAACCAGCUGCGGCAGGCCAAGGCCAUGGGAGAUUACCUCAUCGUUGGAGUACACACAGAUAGUGAGAUUGCAAAGCACAAGGGUCCGCCAGUCUUCACUCAGGCAGAAAGAUACAAGAUGGUGCGGGCCAUAAAAUGGGUGGAUGAGGUCGUGGAAGGUGCGCCAUAUGUCACCACCCUCCAGACCCUCGACAAGUACAACUGUGACUUCUGUGUGCACGGAGAUGAUAUAACACUAACAGUGGAUGGGAAAGACACAUAUGAAGAGGUGAAGAAGUCAGGGCGAUACAGGGAAUGCAAGAGAACCCAGGGAGUUUCAACCACAGAUCUGGUUGGCAGGAUGCUACUGAUGACCAAAGCGCAUCAUAGCAACAUUGAUAGUUCAGACUAUCAGCAGCACACAGACAACUUUGGAAAGAAGGGCCACAGUCCCUGGACAGGGGUGUCUCAGUUCCUGCAGACCUCACAGAAGAUCAUCCAGUUUGCCUCUGGCCAGGAGCCUCAACCCGGAGACACUAUCAUCUAUGUGGCAGGAGCCUUUGACCUCUUCCACAUCGGCCAUGUGGACUUCCUGGAAGCAGUGCAUAAGCUUGCAGAAAAGCCAUACAUUAUAGUGGGGUUGCACUUUGAUCAGGAGGUGAACCGCUACAAAGGGAAAAACUACCCCAUCAUGAAUGUCCAUGAGAGAACCCUCAGCGUCCUGGCAUGUCGAUAUGUGUCAGAAGUGGUGAUUGGUGCACCCUUUGCAGUCACAAAAGAUUUGCUGGACCAUUUUAAGGUGGAUCUUGUAUGCCAUGGGAAGACAGAAAUAUAUCCCGACAAGGAUGGCUCUGACCCGUAUGCUGAGCCAAGGAGGAAAGGAAUCUUGCGUACUGUUGACAGUGGGAACAGCCUCACUACGGAUGCCAUUGUGCAAAGGAUCAUCAAAAACAGGUUGCUAUUUGAAGCAAGGAACCAGAAGAAAGAGGCCAAAGAGAUUGCUGUGAUUCAGGCCAUGAAACGACAAGAGGAAGAAAAGACAAAAGAAAGAGCCCAGGCUGUUUUGUAGGAAGGCCCCAAACAAGCACCAUUGACUAAGUGUCAACAUAACACUGACAAGCUCAAUUAAUCGAAACUCAUGUAAAUCAACUUUUUUAUAUGUUAUGACACCCUCCACACACGAUUCUGGUUAAUAACAGCAGUCCUUGCAACAGCCCAUUGAUAGCCAGGGCGGCAUAGUCUGCUGUGGGAUCAUCAGGCAUACAGCAUGUGUGUGUGUGUGUGUGUGCGUGUGCGCGCACAAGUUUGUGGGGGGAUCGUCUGUCUAUUAAUAUAUUCAGCAUAUGCAAAUAUAUGUUUAUGUCAGUCAACAAUCACAGUUAUGGACAGACAAAAGUUAGAGCAAGGAAGAUCUAUUUUAUGUCUUCUGAUAUUUUUGAUUCCUAAAGUACUUUUAUUUUUUUGCCUUCAAAAAUAUUGAAUUUUUAAGUGUUAUAUUAUGGGAUUUAGACAUAUGAAGGGCAAGUGUGGGGUCCUGAGAUGUUGUUCAGACAUUAAACUGUAACCAGGAAGUGAUUUGAUUGGUCAUUUUCAUGGGGUUGUUGCUGCUUUCUGCCCAGCAAUGGGUGGAGCCCCGAAACUGACCUAUCUAUGUAUAUACUGUAUGUACUGUAUCUAUGUAUUAUAAAGUCAUUACUGGCUCUCUGGAGGACGCUAAAACCACUAGAAUAUUAGAGCUAGAUAGCAGUAUCGGCAGCCAGAGUUGGGCCAGUUUAUUUGGCCUGGUUCUGGGGCGUCACUCAUUCCGAGUCUUAGCCAGUCAGCCAACCAGAUGCAACCCCAACUUAUUUCUUUCAGUGUGCAAAGUUUGAGCUGAUGCUGGGUCAGGUCAUUCCUUUAAUGAUGCCUAGUGAUGGCAAUGGCAGCCGCCAGAAUUUGGCCAUUUUACUUGGCCCCAUUCUGGGUCCAAGCCGAGUAGGGGAACCAAAUGCAGUCCAACAUAUUUUUUACGGCAUACCGAGUUUGGGCUGAUACUGGGCCAGGUCUUUUUGAUAAUGGCCCCUUGAUGGCAAUGUCUACCAGCCACAAACGGGCCAUGUUACUCGGCCCUAUAUCAGGUCUAAGCCAAGUAGGGCAACCAGACACGACCCAACUUAUUUCUGGAGUUUUGGCUGAUGCUGGGCCAGGUCAUUUUGAUGACCGCCCAGAGAGGCCAUCGCCAGAAUCAAGCCAGUUUAUUCAGCUCAAUUCCUGAGUCAAUUCAGCUGGGCACCUGGAUUUGACCCAACUUAUUUCUUCUGGCAGACCUAUUUUGGGCCAAUGCGGGGCCAUGUCAUUUUGAUAACAGCCCAGUGAUGGCAAUGUUGGCAGCUGGAAUCAGGCCACUUUAUUUGGCCCGGUUAUGUGGCGUCAUUCAUCUGGAGUCGCUGCCGCAACUGGUGGGGCCUAACAUUUUUCUUCUGGUGUGCUGAGUCCAGGCCGAUGCAGGGCCAGGUAGUUUUGGCUACCUUGGCUGCUUAUCUGCAUCUUACUGGGGUUGUUUGGAUGUCAGAAGGUGUUGAAACUCUUUGGGGACCUCAUGUACAUAUCAGACCUUUCUCCAGACUGCACUGACUGCUCAGAAAUCAUCAGAACUGUUUCUGUUUUACUGGUAGAGCAGGUUUUUAACUCAACAAUGCCUGGCCUUUUGAGUGCAAUUGUAUUUUUUUAAACCACUCCUUAGGUUUAUCCUAAUAUAGGGAGCACUACAGCGUUUUAACAGACUGCUUUUAACCUUUUGUUUUAAGAGUAUAUCUAGAGAACUAUGACAGAUGCUCAGUGUUGUUGACUUGAUCAUGAAAUAGACCUCUGACUGUCAUUGAGCCCUGAACAAUUUAACCUCUGUCUCUGUAUCAAAUGGGAUUAAAUAAUAUAUUUUUUGUAGAUGUAUAUUUUACUCACGUCCUCUCCAUUAACUACUGUAUAGAUGGUUUCAUAUUGUUUAAAAAAAGCCCAUAAUAAUAUGUCUGUAUGUCAAGUUGGAAUGUAUUCAGUGUAGGCUAUAAUGUGUAUGUUAUUGUCAACUCCCAGUUGAUGAAUACUGUAGAAACUGAUUGGAAUACAGUAUACUGUUGCUUAUAAUAAUAGCAUUCUAAUCUGAAA
Messenger RNA from Plectropomus leopardus (leopard coralgrouper), 3430 nucleotides. RefSeq names its product ethanolamine-phosphate cytidylyltransferase-like. The record is from RefSeq and is a predicted model, not a curated record. Gene Ontology annotation, biological process: phosphatidylethanolamine biosynthetic process. Gene Ontology annotation, molecular function: ethanolamine-phosphate cytidylyltransferase activity. Lineage: Eukaryota; Metazoa; Chordata; Actinopteri; Perciformes; Serranidae. Gene Ontology annotation, cellular component: cytoplasm.